Messenger RNA from Stegastes partitus (bicolor damselfish), 1925 nucleotides. It is a transcript of the gene tafa1b, whose product is annotated as TAFA chemokine like family member 1b. Gene Ontology annotation, molecular function: receptor ligand activity. Gene Ontology annotation, biological process: regulation of neuroblast proliferation; neuroblast differentiation. NCBI's taxonomy places the organism in Eukaryota, Metazoa, Chordata, Actinopteri, Pomacentridae. The transcript has 6 exons. The record is from RefSeq and is a predicted model, not a curated record. The coding region runs from base 72 to 488 and encodes 138 amino acids.
GCAGGCGGGCAGGCAGUGAUUCUGACUGAACUCCUUUCCUCCUGAACACACUGCUCAGACUCGGCCUUACCAUGUCCUGGUUGUUGGCCAUGUGGAUUAGCCUCGGCUUCCUGCUGCUGUGCCAAGCCACACUCUACCAGACCAUCCAGCAGCACCAUGUGGCCCGGCCCGGUCGCACUGACAUCCUCACCCUGGAGGGUGGGACGUGUGAGGUGAUAGCCGCCCACCGAUGCUGUAACAAGAAUCGUAUUGAGGAGCGCUCUCAGACAGUCAAGUGCUCCUGUUUACCAGGGAAAGUGGCCGGGACGACACGCAACAAACCUUCCUGUGUGGAUGCGUCCAUUGUAAUUGGGAAAUGGUGGUGUGAGAUGGAACCGUGUCUGGAGGGAGAAGAGUGUAAGACUCUGCCUGACAACUCUGGAUGGAUGUGCUCCUCCGGGAACAAAAUCAAGACCACAAGGAACACCCAGCCAUACUCCCCUUUUUAGCUUCCGGAAGCAAAAUGCAGAGGAUGCGUCAACAGAAAUUGAGCUGCAUUCUUGCUUCUGUAAAGAUUCAUCCGAGGACCUAACAGAGAGCUCCCUUUGCAGGGCUGAGCGCCAGGCUCUUCCCCUCAUGUACCCUUUCUCUUCCCACCGAAUGGACUAAAACUAUUACAUCCACGGCUACUGACUGGAUUACCUGGGACCACAGAAAGGAUAUCCACCCAGAUAAAACAGCUUUGCUCGCGUGGUGCCGAGGAUUUGAAACCAGACUAAUCCCCUGUUUGAUCAAUGAGCCCCAUGUUGGUGACUCUCCUCUUCCGCACAGCUGUGGCCAGUUUCCGACCUACUCUCUCUCCGUUUCCCUCACACCGUCUCCCCACUCAAAAACUGAAACAGCUUAGCAGGGGUUAUUUAGGGGUUGUUAAAACAUUAUUUGAAGACAUUCUCCGAGCCUGCCUGAAGGUGAAGCGGUUGAGGAGCUUACAUAGACCUGAACAUGGGACCCACAGAACUGAGGGCACGACGGAGGGGAAAUUACCUUGAUAUCCUUUUAUUUCUGUGCGGAAGGCAUUUGUAUUUGACUCUCUACCUUAGCCGAGUGGCUUUGCUGUGGCUGCACGGGGGAGAUGUAGCCGACAAACGCUGGAUUUUCAGUAACUGCAACCACUAGCAGCCUAUAAUAAGAUAAUGAAGAAUCUUUGAGAGGCUUUAGGUUCACGGCCUCUGCUUCAUCCUCCAUGAUGGACAUUUUGACUUUUCUUGGUGGGCAUGCCCAAUGUAAAUUUCUGAGCACUUCUUUUCUUUGUAAGAUACUUUGUGUAUAUACACACAUAUAUAAAUACAUUACAUAUAAGAUGACAGAUCCGAGAAGAUGAAAAAUAUAUUUAAGACUCUAUUAGGAUCCCCAUGGUGGAAUACUGAUUAGCCCCUGAGCAUAAUCCAGUGGCUGUUGUCCCAAUACGGUGUGUAUAGGACUGCUUUGCAGUGUGUGCUUGCAUUGGAAAAAGACAACUAAAGUCAUACAAAUAAGUUCUGGUCACUUUUGUCAUUCAAUGCAAUGUUGUUGGUUAAGCCAGAAAAAUGCUUGUAGUUUCUGUAAAACAUGAGGAAAAACACUGUAUAGAACUGCCUCACUAAAGAAAGCAGCACUAACUCCAACCCUCGACCUUUCCACUCAGACGUGGUAGCGACUCAGAAGAGCAGCAAGGAAAACUCGGAUCAGUUAGUCAGACGGUUAGUGUCACUUUCUGCUGUGGAGAGUGGUCAUGGGCAAGAGUGUUUGUCAUGCAGAUCUCCCUCUCGCACACCAGAGAGAGAGGAUUUGUUCCAAAUGACAGUGAGAAAGUAUUAGUCCAAAUGGAGAAACAUAGUUAUCCCCCAGUAGAUAUAAGUACAUUACAGGACAGCCUUAUGAGAAAUAAAAAUGGUUUUCUAUACUGA